Messenger RNA from Suncus etruscus (white-toothed pygmy shrew), 13941 nucleotides. It is a transcript of the gene DNAH8, whose product is annotated as dynein axonemal heavy chain 8. The record is from RefSeq and is a predicted model, not a curated record. Gene Ontology annotation, cellular component: dynein complex. Gene Ontology annotation, molecular function: dynein intermediate chain binding; ATP binding; minus-end-directed microtubule motor activity. Lineage: Eukaryota; Metazoa; Chordata; Mammalia; Eulipotyphla; Soricidae. Gene Ontology annotation, biological process: microtubule-based movement.
UAUCUAAAUCUCCUUCCUUCUGAUGAAAAGUUAGUUAUUUCAGAGAAUGAUGAUGGUGACUUGAGCUCUUUUAAAGUACGAGCUCGCCCUACUCCUAGACUGGCUCAGUCAAUGCUUUCUGAAGUGGUUUCUCAGUCAUCCCAUAGAUCAUCCAAGUAUCGCAGAAGUGUGAGCGGCCUUACAAAUGUACAGGAAACUUUGAAAGAGAAACAGGCAAGAUACAGAGAUGCAAGAGAAAACCGGAAAAUGAAAAUUGACAAUUUACACAGAUACAUAUUUGAAGUUCUAGCUGAGACGCUUGGCCUAGAUGUUGUAACUGUUGAAGAAUUAAUUUUGGAUUGCCCAUCUCUGGAUGCAUUUACUUAUUUUUUCAUGAAAGAUGGUUGUAAGACUUUGAAAAUUUUAUAUCAAGAAGGAGAUGUACCUAGCAUUGAAUGUGGCCGAACUAUUCCUGGAGUGAGCAAAGGAGCAAGAAUGAUGCGACUGUAUAUAGAUAGUGCACCAGAGUCAAUAAAAGGAACUUGUGUAUUUUUUGUUCGCUGUCACAAUGAUAUUCCUAUAACUGUUAAAAAUAUUUAUGAGGAUGUGCUAUUUACUAAUUUGGAUGCUUCAAAUGGACUCCUAGUUGGAAUUAAGAACAUGCUGUCAAGUAUAUUUCUACCAGCUAUUCUUGCAACAAAUAAUUGGGGUGCUUUAAACCAAUCCAAGCAAGGAGAAUCUGAAAAACUCAUUUUUAUUGAUACUUUCAAUAGAUACCUUUCAUUUUUGGAUGGAGCUAGAAUAAGUAUUGAAGGAACAGUUACAUUAAAGAAGAUAGACAAUAUUGAUUUUUCCAAACUUCAUACUUUUGAAGAAGUGACUGCCGCAGCUAGCAAUUCAGAAACUGUUCGUCACCUAGAAGAUGUGCUAAUGAUAUGGUACAAACAGAUAGAACAGGUACUAAUUGAAAGUGAACAGAUGAGAAAAGAAGCUGAUGAUUCAGGUCCGCUCACUGAACUGGAACAUUGGAAACGCAUGUCAGCCAAAUUCAAUUAUAUCAUAGAACAGAUUAAAGGACCCAGUUGUAAAGCCAUCAUAAAUGUGCUUAAUGUUGCACACUCCAAACUAUUAAAGAGUUGGCGUGAUUUGGAUGCAAGAAUCACUGAUACAGCAAAUGAAUCAAAAGAUAAUGUCAGAUAUUUGUACACUCUAGAAAAAGUCUGUCAACCUCUAUAUAAUUAUGAUCUAGUUUCUAUGGCACAUGGAAUACAAAAUUUAAUUAAUGCCAUCAGAAUGAUUCAUAGUGUGUCAAGGUAUUAUAAUACUUCAGAAAGAAUGACCUCACUGUUUAUCAAGGUUACAAACCAAAUGGUGACAGCAUGUAAAGCCUAUAUUACUGAUGGAGGAACAGUUCAUAUCUGGGAUCAAGAAACACCAGUUGUAUUAACUAAGAUUCAGGAUUGUAUUUUUCUAUUCAAGGAAUAUCAGGCAUCCUUUCACAAAACAAGGAAACAGAUUUUAGAAUCCUUAGGGGAAAAAUCAUUCGAGGUUUCAGAAAUGUACAUAUUUGGAAAAUUUGAAGCUUUCUGCAAAAGACUGGAGAAGAUUACAGAAAUGAUAACAAUUGUGCAGACGUUUUCAGCGUUGAGUAAUUCUACCAUCGAGGGAAUAGAUAUAAUGGCAAUAAAAUUCAAAAAUAUAUAUAAUGGUGUCCAGAAAAAGCUGUAUGAUAUUCUGGAUCCAAGGAGGACAGAAUUUGAAACUGAUUUCUCAGAUUUCAUGACAAAAAUCAAUGCUUUAGAGGCACAAAUACAGGCAUUUAUGAACAGUAGUUUUGGGAAAAUUUUGUCUUCUCAGCAGGCUCUUCAGCUACUUCAAAGGUUCCAGAAGCUUAAACUCCCCUGCCUUCAAUUAGAAAUAAACCAUACAAUUGAACGUAUUCUCCAGUUUUAUGUGGCUGAGCUUGAAGCUACUAAAAAGAUUUAUCUUUCUCAAAAAGAUGACCCUCCUCUUGCUCGGAACAUGCCUCCUGUAGCAGGAAAAAUCCUCUGGGUGAGACAGCUCUACCGCCGGAUAAGUGAACCCAUUAACUAUUUCUUUAAAAAUUCAGACAUUUUAUCAGGCCCAGAGGGUAAAGCUGUUAUUCGACAGUAUAACAAAAUCUCCUACGUUCUGGUGGAAUUCGAGGUGAUCUAUCACACAGCCUGGUUCAAAGAGAUUUCCCAGCUGCAAUAUGCUCUGCAAGCCACACUUUUGGUGCGACAUCCAGAAUCAGGGAAGUUACUAGUUAAUUUUGACCCCAAAAUUUUGGAAGUUGUACGGGAAACCAAGUGCAUGAUAAAAUUGAAGCUGGAUAUACCAGAUCAGGCAAAGAAAAUAUUAAAAAUGGAAAACAAAUUAAAAGCAGACAAAUUGUAUUUGCAGGGUCUUCUGCAGUAUUAUGAUGAUUUAUGUCAGGAAGUACCUUCUGUGUUUGUCAAUUUGAUGGCCCCUAAAAUGAAAAAGGUAGAAUCUGUUUUGAGACAGGGGCUCACAAUAUUAACAUGGUCGUCUUUAACUCUAGACAGCUUCUUUAAGGAGGUUGACUCAGUGUUGGAGAUGUUCAAUCAACUUUUAAAGAAGAUCAAUGACUUGUGUGAAAUGCAUAUUGAUACAGUUCUAAAGGAGAUCGCAAAAACUGUAUUAAUUUCCCUGUCUGAUAAAGGUGCUACCAAAGUGGAAGAUAUGUUGACUCUCAAUGAGGUCUAUACAAAAGAAUGGGCUGAUGUUUUAAACCAAAAAAGUAAGCACGUGGAAGAAGCUGUCAAAGAGCUUAUUACAAUAUUUGAGAGUAUUUAUGAAGUUAAGUACAGUGCAAAAACAGUAAAAACAUCACCACCAGAACAGAGGAAACGUGUUGCUUUUGGAAGUGAAACUGAUGAGGGUGAAAAUGCUGAGUAUGAUGCUAUGGAGGAGCUUAAAGUUAACGAUAAGGAAGAUGAAUUUAAAAAGGAAUGUAAAGAGGUCUUUGCUUUUUUCUCUCAUCAAUUGCUAGACAGUCUUCAAAAAGCUACACGACUGUCUCUGGACACCAUGAAAAAAAGAAUAUUUGUUUCAAGCCCUGGACGAAAGCGAUCAGAUGAUGUUGUUUCCUUUAUAAAAUCUGAAGUACAUCUUGCGAUUCCUAAUGUGGUGAUGGUUCCUAGUUUGGAUGAUAUUCAGCAAGCCAUUAACCGUAUGAUUCAGUUAACCCUGGAGGUCAGCAGAGGUGUGGCUCACUGGGGGCAACAGCAGGUCAGGCACAUCAAAGCUGCCAUUAGUCCUAAGGACACUGAUGCGACCUAUCCAAGCACAGGAAAACCAUUGAAGAGAGAAGACAAAUCCUUUGAAGAAAUUAUUCCUGCAAGGAAACUGAAGAAUUUUUACCCGGGUGUAGCAGAACACAAGGAUAUUUCCAAAUUGGUUCUCCUCCUUUCUUCCUCUGUGAAUUCUCUCAGAAAGGUGGCUCAAGAGGCCCUGCAGGACUUUCAAAAGUACAAGACACUCUGGACAGAAGACCGGGAAGUGAAAGUAAAGGAGUUUUUGUCUAACAACCCUUCUCUGACUGAAAUUCGAUCAGAAAUUCUACACUACGCUACUUUUGAACAAGAGAUUGAAGAAUUGAAGCCUAUUAUUGUUGUAGGACCACUUGAAUUGCAUACAGAGCCAAUGAAAUUGGCCUUAUUAGUUGAAGCUAAGGCAUGGAAGAUGUUACUUUGUCGAUAUUUGAAUGAAGAGUACAAAAAGAAAAUGUUAGACAUGAUAGUAUUUAUCAAUGAAUACUUGAAAAAAUUAUCUAGACCUAUUCGUGAUUUAGAUGAUGUCAGAUUUGCAAUGGAAGCCUUGUCAUGUAUUCGUGAUAAUGAAAUUCAAAUGGAUAUGACUUUGGGACCAGUUGAAGAAGCUUAUGCUAUUUUAAACAGAUUUGAAGUUGAAGUAACUAAAGAAGAAUCAGAAGCAGUUGAUACCUUGAGAUAUUCUUUCAACAAAUUGCAGAGCAAAUCUGUUUCUGUACAAGAUGAACUGGUUCAACUGCAGCCUAAGUUUAAAUAUGAUCUACUUGAGUCAGUGGAAGUUUUUCAGGAAGAUGUAGUGAACUUUGCAGAAUCAUAUGAAGCGGAAGGACCUAUGGUUCCAAAUAUACCACCCCAAGAAGCUAGCAAUAGACUACAAAUAUUUCAGGCCAAUUUUGAUGAUCUGUGGAGAAAAUUUGUUACCUACUCAUCAGGUGAACAACUUUUUGGAUUACCUGUGACUGACUAUGAGGUAUUACACAAAAUCAGAAAAGAACUUAACUUGUUGCAAAAGUUGUAUGGAUUAUACGAUACUGUAAUGGGCAGUAUCAGUGGCUAUUAUGAGAUACUUUGGGGAGAUGUUGACAUUGAAAAAAUUAAUGGAGAACUGCAGGAAUUUCAAAACAGAUGUCGUAAACUUCCCAAAGGACUUAAGGAUUGGCAAGCUUAUUUGGAUCUCAAAAAAAGAAUUGACGACUUCAGCGAGUCAUGUCCUCUCCUGGAAAUGAUGACCAAUAAGGCGAUGAAGCUGAGACAUUGGGAUCGAAUCGCCGAGUUAACUGGAACCCCAUUUGAUGUGGAGUCUGAUUCUUUUUGUCUAAGAAAUAUUAUGGAAGCACCUCUGCUAAAAAAUAAGGAUGAUAUUGAGGAUAUUUGCAUAUCUGCCAGUAAGGAGAAGGAUAUUGAAGCCAAGUUGACUCUGGUGAUUGAGAACUGGACCAAUCAGAAUCUGAGUUUUGCCCCAUUUAAAGGAAAGGGGGAGCUUCUGCUCAAAGGAACAGAAUCUGGAGAAAUUAUCACCCUGAUGGAGGAUAGCUUAAUGGCUUUGGGUUCCUUACUCAGCAACAGAUAUAAUACUCCAUUUAAGAAAACUAUUCAGAAUUGGGUAUAUAAAUUGUCCACGUCCUCAGAUAUAAUUGAAGAGUGGCUGGUUGUCCAGAACCUUUGGGUUUAUCUUGAAGCAGUCUUUGUAGGUGGUGAUAUUGCCAAACAACUACCUCAGGAAGCAAAACGUUUCCAGAAUAUUGACAAGUCAUGGAUAAAAAUAAUGCAAAGAGCUCAUGAGAAUCCUAAUGUAAUUAGUUGCUGUGUUGGAGAUGAAACCAUGGGGCAACUUUUGCCUCAUUUACAUGAACAACUGGAAGUAUGUCAGAAGUCACUGACAGGGUAUUUGGAGAAGAAGCGAUUACUAUUUCCAAGAUUCUUCUUUGUGUCUGAUCCAGUUCUCUUGGAAAUUCUUGGACAAGCCAGUGAUUCCCAUACCAUACAGCCACAUCUCCCUGCUGUAUCUGAUAACAUAAAUGAAGUUACAUUUCAUGCAAAAGAGUAUGAUCGUAUGCUGGCUGUCAUAUCAAGAGAAGGAGAGAAAGUUGUGUUGGAUACUCCUGUUAUGGCCAAAGGUCCUGUUGAGAUUUGGCUUCUGGACUUGUUAAAAAUGCAAAUGUCAUCAUUACACAAUAUAAUUAGAUCUGCAUACUACAAUGUCAGUGAUUCUGGAUUUCAGCUCCUACCUUUCCUCAAUCACUUUCCAGCACAGGUUGGGCUUCUGGGAAUUCAGAUGUUGUGGACACAUGAUUCAGAAGAAGCAUUACAUAAUGCAAAAGAUGACCGAAGGAUCAUGCAACAGACCAACCAGAAAUUUUUGGAUAUUCUAAAUAUUCUCAUUUCCCAGACCACACAUGACCUAACCAAGUUUGAUAGAGUGAAAUUUGAGACUCUGAUUACCAUCCAUGUGCAUCAGAGAGAUAUUUUUGAUGACUUGGUAAAAAUGCAUAUUAAAUCAGUUACUGAUUUUGAAUGGCUGAAACAAAGUAGAUUUUAUUUCAAGGAAGAUUUGGAUCAAACUGUCGUAUCUAUUACAGAUGUAGAUUUUAUUUACCAAAAUGAAUUUCUGGGAUGCACUGAUCGUCUUGUUAUUACUCCAUUAACAGAUAGAUGCUAUAUCACUCUAGCACAGGCGCUGGGAAUGAACAUGGGAGGUGCUCCAGCAGGACCAGCUGGCACUGGCAAAACAGAAACCACAAAGGACAUGGGAAGGUGUUUGGGGAAAUAUGUGGUUGUGUUCAACUGCUCAGAUCAGAUGGAUUUCAGAGGCCUAGGAAGGAUUUUUAAAGGUCUUGCACAGUCAGGUUCUUGGGGCUGUUUUGAUGAAUUUAACAGAAUCGAAUUGCCUGUAUUAUCAGUCGCAGCCCAACAAAUUUAUAUCGUUUUGACAGCAAGAAAGGAGAGGAAAAAACAGUUCAUUUUUUCUGAUGGUGAUUGUGUUGAUUUAAAUCCAGAAUUUGGAAUCUUUUUAACAAUGAACCCUGGAUAUGCAGGACGACAGGAACUACCAGAAAAUUUAAAAAUUCUGUUUAGAACUGUUGCAAUGAUGGUUCCAGAUAGACAGAUCAUCAUGCGAGUUAAACUGGCAAGUUGUGGUUUUCUUGAAAAUGUAAUCUUGGCUCAAAAAUUUUAUGUUCUUUACAAACUCUGUGAAGAACAACUUACUAAGCAGGUUCAUUAUGACUUUGGACUGAGAAAUAUUCUAUCUGUAUUGAGGACACUUGGAGCUCAAAAACGAGCCAGACCAGAAGACAGUGAAUUAAGCACUGUUAUGAGAGGACUAAGAGAUAUGAACCUUUCUAAAUUGGUCGAUGAAGAUGAACCUCUUUUCCUCAGCUUAAUCAAUGAUCUGUUUCCAGGAUUACAGUUAGAUAGUAGCACUUAUGUGGAUUUGCAAAAAGCAGUAGAAAACCAGGUGCAGCAGGAAGGUUUAAUAAACCAUCCACCUUGGAAUCUCAAACUUGUGCAGUUAUAUGAGACAUCACUGGUGCGUCAUGGCUUGAUGACUCUUGGGCCCAGUGGAUCUGGGAAGACAACAGUUAUAACAAUCCUGAUGAAGGCGUUAACAGAAUGUGGAAGGCCUCAUCGAGAAAUGCGAAUGAAUCCGAAAGCCAUUACGGCUCCACAGAUGUUUGGCAGACUGGACACUGCCACCAAUGAUUGGACAGAUGGGAUAUUCUCUACCCUGUGGAGAAAGACUUUAAAAACUAAAAAAGGUGAAAACGUGUUCCUCAUAUUAGAUGGUCCCGUCGAUGCCAUUUGGAUUGAAAACCUAAAUUCUGUGUUGGACGACAAUAAAACUCUUACACUAGCUAAUGGAGAUCGAAUCCCCAUGGCCCCCACUUGCAAGCUCCUGUUUGAAGUGCACAAUAUCGAGAAUGCUUCUCCUGCCACCGUGUCCAGGAUGGGCAUGGUCUACAUUAGCAGCUCCGCUCUCAGUUGGAGGCCCAUCAUGCAGGCCUGGCUAAAGAAGCGCACUGCACAGGAAGCUACCGUCUUCCAAGGUCUGUAUGAUAGUGUAUUUGAGGACGCCUAUACGUUUAUGAAACUAAACCUUCACCCAAAAAUGCAGCUCCUAGAGUGCAAUUAUAUUAUGCAAUCUCUCAAUCUUCUGGAAGGUUUAAUUCCCUCCAAAGAAGAAGGAGGUGUUUCCUGUGUUGAACAUCUUCAUAAGUUAUUUGUAUUUGGCCUAAUGUGGAGUUUAGGAGCACUUCUGGAAUUAGACAGUAGAGAAAAGCUUGAAGUCUUCCUGCGAACUCAUCAAAGCCAUCUAUGCUUACCAGAAAUACAAAAAGACUCUAAUGAAACCAUGUAUGAGUUUUUUGUCACUGAUUAUGGUGAUUGGGAGCACUGGAAUAAGAAAGUUCAACCAUAUUUUUAUCCAACUGACAGUAUUCCAGAAUAUUCAUCAAUUUUGGUUCCAAAUGUUGACAAUGUUAGAACCAAUUUUUUGAUAGACACCAUUGCAAAGCAACAUAAAGCUGUUUUGCUCACAGGAGAGCAAGGAACUGCAAAAACUGUAAUGGUUAAGGCCUAUUUGAAAAAAUAUGAUCCUGAAUUGCAGUUAUCUAAAUGUCUAAACUUCUCAUCUGCCACAGAACCAAAUAUGUUCCAGAGAACAAUUGAAAGCUAUGUGGAUAAGCGAGUGGGAAGCACCUAUGGGCCACCUGGAGGCAGAAAAAUGACUGUAUUUAUUGAUGAUAUUAAUAUGCCUGUGAUUAAUGAAUGGGGAGAUCAGAUUACUAAUGAGAUUGUCCGGCAAAUGAUGGAAAUGGAAGGAAUGUACAGCUUGGAUAAGCCUGGAGACUUCACCACUAUUGUGGAUGUGCAGUUCAUAGCAGCAAUGAUUCACCCUGGAGGGGGUCGAAAUGAUAUUCCACAGAGAUUAAAACGACAAUUCACUGUGUUUAAUUGUACAUUGCCUUCAAAUGCAUCAAUAGACAAAAUUUUUGGCGUUAUUGGUGGUGGAUACUUUGAUCCUUGUCGAAAAUUCAAGCCUCAAGUAUGUGAGAUGGUUGGACAUUUAGUUUCAGCAGGUAGAGUGCUUUGGCAAUGGACUAAGGUCAAGAUGCUGCCAACUCCUUCUAAAUUUCAUUACAUCUUCAAUCUUCGAGAUCUUUCCAGAAUUUGGCAAGGAAUGUUAACUAUCCGAGCUGAGGAGUGUGAUUCAAUACCUCUUCUCCUGUCACUUUUCAAACACGAAUGCAACAGAGUCAUUGCAGACAGAUUCAUAACUCCUGAAGAUGAGCAGUGGUUUAAUAUCUGUCUUAUCCGUGCUCUCGAAGAAAAUACUAGCUUAGACGUAGCAUCAUAUAUUUCUCAGGAACCAUACUUUGUUGAUUUUCUCCGUGAUAUGCCUGAACCAACGGGUGAUGAGCCAGAAGACACUAUGUUUGAAGUGCCCAAGAUCUAUGAAUUGGUACCAAGCUUUGAAUUUUUGGCUGAAAAACUCCAGUUUUACCAGAAGCAAUUUAAUGAAAUCAUUAGAGGAACAUCUCUUGAUUUGGUGUUUUUUAAAGAUGCAAUGACUCAUCUUGUUAAGAUUUCCCGAAUCAUUCGAACAUCCUGUGGAAAUGCAUUGCUAGUGGGUGUUGGCGGUUCUGGAAAACAGAGUCUGUCAAGAUUGGCAUCUUUUAUAGCUGGAUAUCAAAUAUUCCAGAUAACUUUGACCAGGUCUUAUAAUGUCACUAAUCUAACAGAUGAUUUAAAAUCUUUAUACAAAGUUGCUGGUGCUGAGGGAAAAGGUAUCACCUUCAUCUUUACUGACAAUGAAAUAAAAGAUGAAGCUUUUCUAGAAUAUCUUAACAACCUGCUCUCUUCAGGGGAGAUCUCCAAUUUGUUUGCACGCGAUGAAAUGGAUGAAAUCACUCAGGGUCUGAUAUCUGUGAUGAAGCGUGAGCUCCCUCGCCAUCCUCCAACCUUUGAUAAUCUAUAUGAAUACUUCAUUUCAAGGUCCAAAAGGAAUUUACAUGUUGUUCUCUGCUUUUCUCCGGUUGGUGAAAAGUUCCGUGCCCGUUCUUUGAAGUUUCCUGGCUUGAUCUCAGGUUGUACCAUGGACUGGUUCAGUCGCUGGCCAAAGGAGGCUCUGGUUGCAGUGGCCUCCUAUUUUCUAUCAGACUACAGUAUUGUCUGCUCUAUGGACACCAAGAAACAUGUUGUAGAAACAAUGGGUCUCUUUCAUGAUAUGGUUUCAGAGAGCUGUGAAAAUUAUUUUCAAAGGUACCGCCGAAGAGCUCAUGUGACUCCCAAAUCUUACCUCUCAUUUAUAAAUGGUUAUAAAAACAUCUAUACUGAAAAGUUGAAGUUUAUUAAUGGACAAGCUGAACGGAUGAAUAUUGGUCUUGAUAAGCUUAUGGAGGCAAGCGAAUCUGUUGCUAAACUUUCUCAGGAACUUGCAGUAAAGGAGAAGGAAUUAGCAGUGGCUUCAGUAAAAGCAGAUGAAGUGUUAGCUGAAGUCACUAUAAGUGCUCAAGCCUCAGCCAAAGUUAAAAAUGAAGUACAGGAGGUCAAAGACAAGGCCCAAAAAAUUGUGGAUGAAAUUGAUUCAGAAAAAGUAAAAGCUGAGUCUAAACUUGAGGCGGCUAGACCUGCUCUGGAGGAAGCAGAAGCAGCCCUGAACACUAUCAAACCCAAUGAUAUUGCCACAGUGAGGAAACUUUCCAAACCCCCUCAUCUCAUUAUGAGAAUCAUGGACUGUGUUCUGUUACUGUUUCAAAAGAAAAUAGAUCCAGUUACUAUGGAUCCAGAGAAACCUUGUGUCAAGCCAUCCUGGACAGAGUCAUUAAAAUUGAUGAGUGCGACAGGAUUCCUGUGGAGUCUUCAGCAGUUCCCCAAGGACACUAUAAAUGAGGAGACAGUUGAGUUCUUACAGCCAUAUUUUAAUAUGGAAGAUUAUACCUUUGAAAAUGCCAAAAAAGUUUGUGGGAAUGUAGCAGGUUUGCUAUCCUGGACGCUUGCUAUGGCAACAUUUUAUGGUAUCAAUAAAGAAGUGUUGCCUUUGAAGGCUAACCUGGCCAAACAAGAGGGUCGUUUAUCAGUUGCUAAUGCUGAACUGGGAAAGGCACAGGCACUGCUUGAUGAAAAACAAGCUGAGUUGGAUAAAGUUCAAGCAAAAUUUGAUGGAGCCAUGAAUGAAAAAAUGGAUUUGCUCAGUGAUGCUGAUAAUUGUCGGAAGAAGAUGCAGGCAGCUUCCACACUCAUUGAUGGGCUGAGUGGGGAAAAAGUGCGUUGGACGGCACAAAGUAAAGAGUUCAAGGCUCAGAUCAAUAGACUUGUAGGUGAUAUUCUGCUGUGCACAGGAUUUCUUUCCUACCUUGGUCCUUUCAAUCAGAUAUUUAGAAACUAUCUGCUCAAAGAUCAGUGGGAGUUAGAGAUGAGAGCACGGAAAAUUCCUUUCACUGAAAAUCUGAAUCUUAUUUCAAUGUUGGUGGAUCCUCCCACAAUUGGUGAGUGGGGACUGCAGGGAUUACCAGGAGAUGACCUCUCAAUUCAGAAUGGUAUCAUUGUAACAAAGGCCACCAGAUAUCCACUCCUUAUAGAUCCACAAACUCAAGGCAAAACUUGGAUUAAAUCCAAGGAAAAAGAAAAUGACUUGCAGGUGACAUCUCUAAAUCAUAAAUAUUUCCGUACACACUUGGAAGAUAGCCUUUCCUUGGGUCGACCCCUGCUUAUUGAGGACAUUCGUGAAGAAUUGGAUCCAGCCCUGGAUAAUGUCUUAGAAAAGAACUUCAUUAAAUCAGGCACCUCUUUCAAGGUGAAAGUCGGUGAUAAGGAGUGUGAUGUCAUGGACACAUUUAAGCUUUACAUUACUACAAAAUUACCAAACCCUGCUUUUACCCCUGAGAUUAAUGCCAAGACAUCAGUCAUUGAUUUUACUGUUACAAUGAAAGGACUUGAAAAUCAGUUACUAAGGAGAGUAAUUUUAACUGAAAAGCAGGAAUUAGAGUCUGAAAGAGUUAAGCUUUUGGAGGAUGUGACUUUUAAUAAAAGAAAGAUGAAAGAACUUGAAGAUAAUCUUCUUUAUAAAUUAAGUGCUACAAAAGGUUCAUUAGUCGACGAUGAAUCUCUCAUUGGUGUCCUUCGUACCACCAAACAGACAGCAGCUGAAGUCAGUGAGAAACUUCAUGUGGCUGCAGAAACGGAGAUCAAGAUCAACAUGGCUCAGGAGGAAUUCCGGCCUGCAGCCACUCGUGGCAGCAUUCUGUACUUUCUCAUCACAGAAAUGAGCAUGGUCAACAUCAUGUACCAAACCUCUCUGGCCCAGUUCCUGAAGUUAUUUGAUCAGUCCAUGGCCAGAUCUGAGAAGUCUCCACUACCUCAAAAGAGAAUUACUAAUAUCAUUGAAUUUCUGACAUAUGAAGUCUUUACCUACUCAGUCCGAGGCUUGUACGAGAGCCACAAAUUUCUCUUUGUACUCCUCAUGACUUUGAAGAUCGAUCUUCAGAGAGGAACUGUUAAACACAAGGAGUUUCAGGCUCUCAUUAAAGGGGGAGCAGCCCUGGAUCUGAAAGCUUGUCCUCCCAAACCUUUUCGCUGGAUCCUUGAUAUGACAUGGCUGAAUCUUGUAGAGUUGAGUAAACUCCCACAGUUUGCAGAAAUUAUGAACCAGAUAUCUCGUAACGAGAAGGGAUGGAAAAUCUGGUUUGAUAAAGAUGCUCCAGAGGAGGAAAUUAUCCCCGAUGGAUAUAAUGAUUCACUAGAUACCUGCCAUAAGCUUUUACUUAUCAGGUCUUGGUGCCCAGACCGUACUGUUUUUCAAGCAAGAAAGUAUAUUGCAGAUUCUUUAGAGGAAAAGUACACAGAACCAGUUAUCUUAAAUCUGGAGAAAACUUGGGAAGAAAGUGAUACACGAACACCUCUGAUAUGUUUUCUGUCCAUGGGAUCUGAUCCUACAAUUCAAAUAGAUGCAUUAGCCAAGAAACUGAAGCUGGAAUGCAGAACUAUUUCAAUGGGACAAGGGCAAGAAGUGCAUGCACGGAAACUGAUUCAGGUAUCAAUGCAGCAGGGUGCCUGGGUGUUGUACUGCAAAGAUUGUCACCUGGGCCUAGAAUACAUGGAAGUGUUGGAGACAUUAAGUACCACUGAAGCCAAUGAAGAUAGUUUCCGUGUGUGGGUAACGACCGAGCCCCAUGAUCGAUUUCCCAUUUCUUUACAACAGACUUCCAUCAAAUUCACUAAUGAACCACCUCAAGUGUUGUAACGCGCAGGUCUGAAAGAAACAUUUGCUGGAAUUAAUCAAGACUACUGGAUAUCAGCAUACUUGCCCAUGUGGAAGCCCAUGCUCUACACAGUAGCAUUUUUACACUCCACUGUGCAGGAGCGACGCAAAUUUGGUCCCUUAGGAUGGAAUAUUCCCUAUGAAUUCAAUUCUGCUGACUUUACAGCCAGUGUUCAGUUUAUUCAGAACCACCUUGAUGAAUGUGAUAUCAAAAAAGGUGUAUCGUGGAAUACAGUUCGGUACAUGAUCGGAGAAGUACAAUAUGGAGGCCGAGUGACAGAUGACUUUGACAAACGUCUGCUUAACUGCUUUGCUCGAGUCUGGUUCAGUGAGAAGAUGUUUGAACCGACAUUCUGUUUUUAUACUGGAUAUAAAAUCCCCACAUGCAAGACUUUGGACCAGUAUUUUGAAUACAUCCAGUCUUUGCCUUCCCUAGAUAACCCUGAAGUUUUUGGGCUUCACCCUAAUGCUGAUAUCACGUAUCAGAGCAACAUGGCUUCUGCUGUUCUUGAAACAAUUACAAACAUUCAACCCAAAGAAAGUGGAGGAGGAAUGGGAGAGACCCGGGAAGCCAUUGUUUAUAGGUUAUCUGAAGACAUGCUGAGCAAACUGCCUCCUGAUUAUGUUCCCCAUGAGGUUAAAGCUCGUUUGAUAAAGAUGGGACACCUUAAUUCAAUGAACAUAUUUCUUAGGCAAGAAAUCGACAGAAUGCAAAAAGUUAUCUCAAUACUUCGUAAUAGCUUGAGUGAUCUCAAAUUGGCCAUUGAAGGCACAAUCAUUAUGAGUGAGAACUUGAGAGAUGCCUUGGACAAUAUGUAUGAUGCUCGUAUACCUCAGCUCUGGAAAAGAGUGUCCUGGGAUUCAUCCACUCUGGGCUUCUGGUUCACUGAGCUUUUGGAAAGAAAUGCUCAAUUUUCAACGUGGAUAUAUGAAGGAAGACCCAAUGUUUUUUGGAUGACUGGUUUCUUUAACCCCCAAGGCUUCCUCACUGCCAUGAGGCAGGAAGUUACUCGUGCCCACAAAGGCUGGGCCCUGGACUCUGUGACCAUCCACAAUGAGGUUCUUCGGCAGACCAAGGAGGAAAUCGUGACACCUCCUGUGGAAGGUGUGUACAUUUAUGGGCUCUAUAUGGAUGGUGCAGCCUGGGACCGCCGGAAUGGGAAGCUCACUGAAUCCACCCCCAAGGUGCUCUUCUCACAGCUGCCUGUGCUACACAUCUUUGCCAUUAAUUCCACGGCACCCAAGGACCCCAAGUUGUAUGUGUGUCCCAUCUACAAGAAACCCAGGCGCACAGACUUAACCUUCAUCACAGUGGUCUAUUUGCGAACAGUCUUGUCUCCAGAUCACUGGAUCCUGAGAGGAGUGGCCCUUUUGUGUGACAUCAAAUGA